Messenger RNA from Corticium candelabrum, 462 nucleotides. RefSeq names its product CASP8-associated protein 2-like. Lineage: Eukaryota; Metazoa; Porifera; Homoscleromorpha; Homosclerophorida; Plakinidae. The transcript has 4 exons. Bases 7 to 279 code for a protein of 90 amino acids. Gene Ontology annotation, cellular component: PML body; mitochondrion. Gene Ontology annotation, biological process: Fas signaling pathway; extrinsic apoptotic signaling pathway via death domain receptors. The record is from RefSeq and is a predicted model, not a curated record. Gene Ontology annotation, molecular function: transcription corepressor activity.
UGUCUAAUGGAGUCUCUGGCUGGUGACAUGCUAGAUACUGACCUGUACAGCGACUUGAAAGAAGAGGAUGCACAUGACGUAGCAUACUCAGAGCUACGUGACAUGUAUACCAAGUUGCAGUCACAGUGCAGCAGGUUACAAAUAGAGAACAAGGUUCUGUCAGAACAAAAUGUAGCUCUUAAGAAAAAUAUAUCAUGUCUCUACAAAACGGCUAAAGCAGAAAUAGAACGGAAGGACAGGGAAAUUUCAGAGCUAAGAAAAAGAGGAGGCAAAGGGUGAUGAUCAUUCUACUCUCUGUGAGAGCCAUAGCUGUAGGCACUGGAAUUGUGUGUAUAAAACUGAUGACAGUUGGUAUUAUUAAACAAGCUGGAUAGGCAAUGUUUAUACACUGCAUAUACGCAGAUUUACUAUUAUACUUGGAAUGUUACUCUUUAUGUAUAUGAAUACAUGAUCAAUCAAAUA